AUGACUUCUCAACAGAGAGAAACUACGGUUUCGGUGCCGCUCACACCGACAAGAUCGGAUUUAUAUUGGCGGAGAAUAUUCAAUAAAUACGACAGAGACAACGACGGCAGGAUAUCGUACGUGGAGCUGAAGAACAUAAUAGAGUCGCGCGAGUACGACCACGACUUGCCCGACAACGUGGUGGAGAAGAUUAUGGCGCUGGCCGACCGCGACAACUCCGGCUACCUGGACUUCGCCGAGUUCGUGGACAUGAUGCACAACCCGGACCUGAAGGCGGUGUUCGGCCACUUCGUCGCGCGAUACGUGCACUCGAUAAUACCGCAGCGGGACCCCGUCGACACGACCGGAACGUGGCCAGGAUUCCGAGCGGUGUCUACGUACGAUCGCGCUCCGACCCGUAGCAAAUCCUACUUCACCUACACAGACGGCACAUACGAGGAGGAGUACAGCUGUUGGCCGCCGGCCGUCUGCAUGAUACUCAUCUCGCUGGCGGAGAUAGUGCUGUUCUGCUAUGACGCCGCCCAAGGGAAGACGGACGCGACGGGCCCCAUCGCCCAGAUCUUCAUCUACAACCCGCACAAGCGCGAGGAGGCAUGGAGAUUCCUCACAUACAUGCUGGUACACGUCGGCGUGGUUCACUUGUUAGUGAACCUUUUAGUCCAGCUGUUCCUCGGCGUGCCGCUGGAGAUGGUGCACCGGUGGUGGCGGGUGGUGCUGGUGUACCUGGCGGGCGUGGCGGCCGGCUCGCUGGCCACCAGCCUCACGGACCCCAAGGUCUACCUGGCCGGCGCCUCGGGCGGGGUCUACGCGCUCAUCGCCGCCCACAUCGCCACCAUAAUCAUGAACUGGGCGGAGAUGGAGUUCGCUGUGGUGCAGCUGCUGGUUUUCGUUCUGCUGGCCGCCGUGGACGUGGGCACGGCGGUGUACGACCGCUACUGGGGCAGGCUGCAGCAGAACAUCGGCUACGUGGCGCACUUGGCCGGCGCCGUGGCCGGUCUACUAGUGGGUAUAGGAGUUCUGCGGAACCUCGAAAAGAGGAAGUGGGAGAAGAGAUUGUGGUGGGCGGCGGUGGUUAUCUAUUUCUCCCUCAUGAUAGCUGGCGUUUUAGCCAACAUCUUUUGGUAUUCACACUUCCAGCAG
Molecule: messenger RNA, 1140 nt
Organism: Iphiclides podalirius (scarce swallowtail)
Lineage: Eukaryota; Metazoa; Arthropoda; Insecta; Lepidoptera; Papilionidae
Source: the annotation of a GenBank genome assembly